Molecule: messenger RNA, 1400 nt
Organism: Somion occarium
Lineage: Eukaryota; Fungi; Basidiomycota; Agaricomycetes; Polyporales; Cerrenaceae
Source: the annotation of a GenBank genome assembly
AGUUAGGCAAACUAAGAACGACGUAUCAAACACCAUGGCAAUGCCAAAUGCAGAGUACCAAAGCGGGCAACCGUAGUUGUGCUAUUUUGGAGACAGAUGAUAAGCGCGCAAAAGAUCAAGGUACGGGAGGUGCUGGCGAGUUGCUCUCUUCCACCUCUCACCGCACACUCAAGCGUCGCCCUACCCUCCAGGGCAUUCCAUUCCUUUGUUUCGUAGUCAUUCUUUAGAUUCCGGAAGAGUCGCUUGACCUGUCGGUCGGGGAACAGUUUCAAAGUGGGCGUCCCGUUUCAUACAUAGUAUUCAAGCAAAGCGGCUGACAAUAAGAUUACUGUGUCUCACUAGCUCUCACAACCACAUACCCUACCUCAGAAAAACUUGACUCUUCUCCAUUAUGUUCUCCCAAGCUCUUGUCGCUGCAUUUAUUGCUACCCUUGCAGUCUCCCGCGCUGAACCUGUUCCUUCGGAACCUGGUCCAGGAUCUUCUUUCAAUGAAGGUGCAAACUGCCCCGUCACCUGGGAAGUUGACACAACUGGCGUGUGGAAGACUAUGAACAUUGAACUUAUGUCUGGAAGCAACCUUCAGAUGAAUCACAUAACGACUAUUGCAACGGUUGAUGGUACUGAUCCUACGAAGGCUGAAUUCACCUUUCCUUGCCCUGCAGUUGUUCCUAACUCUGAGAUCUACUUCUAUCAAUUCAGCUCGCCAGCUACGACCAAUCUCACCUGGACAACUCGUUUCACGAUCGCCGACGCCACUGGAAACUCCGUUCCGCCGGCGAACGCGAAUCAGCCUAACGGCGACCCCAUUCCUUGGGGUAUCGGUGCUUUAGAGGAUCCUUCCAAGGCUACCCCUCCCCCUACCGCGGGUGCUGCCAACACCAGUGGCUCCACCGCAGGUACUUCCAGCUCCUCUAGUCCUGCAAGUGGUCCCCCUGCCGCCUCUUCUGUGUCCUCUGCUCCAACAUCCGGCGCUUCUUCUACCUCUAGUGGGGUGACGCGCGUGACGAGCACGUCCGCAUCUGCUGCUGCGUUGAGCACUUCUACCACCAACUCAACAAAAACCGGCGAGGCUGACAGCACGGAUAGCGGCGCUACUAGCGUUGCCAUUGGACGUGGCCUUAUGGUCGCAGUGGGUGCUUUGGCUGCUGCAAUGGUCCUCUAAGGAGUUGCACCUGCGUCAUGUUUGAUUUUUCCCCUCUCCGUCAUACAUCUCCCGUUCGUGCAUGGUUCCUGUCAUAUUCUUUUGGUUGGGAUUUCCGGUGGUAACAAACAAUGCUCAUACCCAUAUCUUUGCGUAAUACUCUGCGAGCAUGCCAAUGAUAUUGGCCGUCAAUAAUCUGCUUUACUCGAUACUUCGCCUUCGGGUUAUGUUUUACUCUUUAAGCUUGAAGUCUGCCUAU